UAUUUUUAUUGAGAAUAGGAAAACGGUUGGGGGGCCACCUGGGAACCUGUCAGGGGCCAGAUUUGGCCUGCGGACUGUAAAUCUAGUAUCACUGGGCUAAAGUUUGGUAAAAAUGCUGAUUCAGAUUUGAGAAAUCGUUAUUGUAUUUGGGAAAAUGCAAAAAGUGUGAUACUCAGAUGAGUGAAACCUGGACGAGAUUAUCCCAGAGAGGCUGCGCACAGAUAAAACAAACCAGUUUCAGAUAUUUGUAAAAGUUUCGUACAAAGUGUUGUAUUUAUGUUGGAAGUCUGCUUCCCGCUGCCAGGCGUCAGCAGUGCCACGCCCACGGAGGAGAUGAACGGAGCCGGAAACCUGAUGGAUUUCCUGGAUGAGCCUUUUCCCGACGUGGGCACGUAUGAAGACUUCCACACCAUCGACUGGCUGAGGGAGAAAUCCAGAGACACGGACCGCCACCGCAAGAUCACCAGCAAGAGCAAAGAGUCCAUCUGGGAGCUGAUCAAGAGCCUGCUGGACGCCUGGUCGGGGUGGGUGGUGAUGCUGCUCAUCGGACUCCUCUCAGGUACGCUGGCGGGUGUGAUCGACCUGGCGGUGGACUGGAUGACGGACCUGAAGGAAGGCGUGUGUCUGUCGGCGUUCUGGUACAGCCACGAGCAGUGCUGCUGGACGUCCAACGAGACGACCUUCGACGACCGAGACAAGUGUCCCCAGUGGCAGAAGUGGGCGGAGCUGAUGACGGGUCACGCCGAGGGCGCCGGAGCGUACGUGCUGAACUACUUCCUGUACAUCCUGUGGGCUCUGCUGUUCUCCUUCCUGGCGGUGUCGCUGGUGCGAGUGUUCGCUCCGUACGCCUGCGGCUCAGGAAUCCCGGAGAUCAAGACGAUCCUGAGUGGCUUCAUCAUCCGCGGCUACCUGGGGAAAUGGACGCUGCUCAUCAAGACGGUCACGCUGGUUCUGGCGGUGUCGUCGGGUCUCAGCUUGGGGAAGGAGGGCCCUCUGGUCCACGUGGCGUGCUGCUGCGGAAACCUCUUCUGCAGCCUCUUCUCCAAAUACAGCAAGAACGAGGGCAAGCGCCGAGAG
This is a messenger RNA of Plectropomus leopardus (leopard coralgrouper), 1077 nucleotides long. The record is from RefSeq and is a predicted model, not a curated record. NCBI's taxonomy places the organism in Eukaryota, Metazoa, Chordata, Actinopteri, Perciformes, Serranidae.